Podospora pseudocomata is the source of this 2500-nucleotide messenger RNA. RefSeq lists its product as uncharacterized. Gene Ontology annotation, molecular function: cysteine-type deubiquitinase activity; zinc ion binding. The record is from RefSeq and is a predicted model, not a curated record. Gene Ontology annotation, biological process: protein deubiquitination. Bases 525 to 2078 code for a protein of 517 amino acids. The transcript is spliced from 5 exons. NCBI's taxonomy places the organism in Eukaryota, Fungi, Ascomycota, Sordariomycetes, Sordariales, Podosporaceae.
CUUGCCGUGGAAGCAACUGAGAUCGCUGAAUCGGCACAAUCCCAGCAGCCAACAUCUUUUGUUUACUUUCGUGGUUUAAAGCUUUCUUGGAACCCUUGACCCGGUCGAAUUGCACCGGAACAAAGAGUGAAAGCCGAUAUUUUGACUCUGAAUCCCUGUGAAAGCCAUUGAGCUUUGAUCGCCGCGCGCCACGGUCAAUAAGACCAUUUCCAGCCCCGGUCGACAAGUUCGACUUACACGGCCAAGCACCCUGAAAGCUAUCCCAACUUCGCGACGUGACCCCUCUGGACCACCCCUUGCCGAGAAGUUUUCUUGGGUACUUUGAGGCAGGAAAAGUCAUCAAAAGAUCCAACGCGGAAACUGAAAAAGUCUGUAACUCCAACAGCCGCACGAUAACCGUGACUGGCGCAUCUUGAUCUCGCCAGUGUCCCCUCCCCCCCUAUUCAAUCGCGGGGUUCCCUCGACCGAGCCAGCCACACCAGCUUGAAGUGUAUCACUUCUUAUAGACUCCAGGACUAUUCAAGAUGUCAUCCGCGAGGCCCGCCACACCGGCGUCGCCCAAGAACUACAAAGUCAAAGCAGCCCAGCAAGGCCAGCCCAUGUACGGUUGCGAACACCUACAGAAGCUCUUCAACCAAGAUCAAGUGACGACCAACACAUCGAUCCAUCAUUACAAGAUGAUUCUCCGUACAAUAUUCGACCAGACCCCGGUCGUCUCCCAGACGGUGAAGGUGGUGGACACUCAGCAAGUUGUCACCACUCUCACACCGACCUAUCUUUGUCUUCAGUGCCCAUCAACGGUUACUGAGGAAGACCGAAUAAAACAUGGAAACAAGAAGUCGCACCGUUUUUAUGUCGACUCGAGAAGCGCCGCUCUUUACUGCCAAAUGUGCGACGACAUGGUUUAUGACCCAACCUUUGAAGAGCUUCGGUUGAAGAAACUUGGCACAAGCACAUUCUCCAACACACGGAAACGCAAGCAAGACGAGCUCUUCUCGCCCGAUCCUGUCAAAGAUAGCCCCGCCUACAUCUCCCAAAACACCACGACAGCAACCUGCAAGGCCAACGGUCUCCGAGGCAUCUACAACGCAGGUGCCACGUGCUACCAAAACGUCGUUCUCCAGUCGUUCCUUCACAACCCCAUCCUCCGAAACUACUACCUGAGCGACGGCCAUUCGAGCUGCGACACCCCCCACUGCCUUUCCUGCGCCAUGGAUGACAUGUUUCAAGACUUUUACGCCGUGGAAAACACCAAUGGCUAUACGGCGGCCAAUAUCCUCAGUGGAUUCUGGAUCUCGGAGCGGAAAGCCUUUGAAAAUCUCGUCACGACCAAGGAGCAAGACGCGCACGAGUUUUUCCAGUUCUUGGCCGAGGAGCUGCACGAGAGGAACGGUGACGGGAAGAAACCAGAGAUUGGGAGUGAGCACAGCUGUAACUGCAUCAUCCACCAGACUUUUUAUGGUAAACUGCAAACGCAGACAACGUGCCAGAAUUGUCAGGGAGUGACGAACCAAGUACAAAGCUUUCUGGACUUGAGUCUGCCGCUGGAGAAUCUGACGCAGAAAAAGGGAGGGAAGAAGCUGCUGGGGGGCAAGGGGACGAUGACGCUGCAAGAGUGCUUGGAUGAGGAGUAUGUCAAGCUUGAUAAGUGCGAGUAUAGGUGUAAUGGAUGUAAUUCGACGCAGCAGGCGAGGAGACAGACGAGUAUCAAGCGGUUGCCGAAUGUGCUGUCGAUUCAGCUGAAGAGAUUCGAGUACAAGCAAGGCCGUCAUGAGCGAGCAGCCAAGAUCGACACCCCGGUUCAGUUCCCGCUGCAGUUGAAUAUGCUGCCUUAUACGACUGUUGGCCGGUCUGGGGACACAAAAGAUAGCUACGAACUGGCGAGGCAAUGCACGUAUGAUUUGUUGAGUGUGGUGGUGCACGUGGGGGAGAUUGAUACGGGGCAUUAUGUGUCGUAUUGUCGGGUUGGUGAUCAGUGGUUCGCUUUCAACGACCACAAGGUGGAAGUUGCCCAGAAGUCGGACGUGCUCAACGCAAAAGCCUACCUCUUGUUUUAUAUUGUCAGGUCAUUGACGUAGGAACCUUGCUGGGUUUCUUAGGCAGAGCUGGUUGGACUGUCUCCAUAUCGUCCAACGGAACGGGGCCGGACCUUUUGAGCCGCCGAGUUGAAGUGAUAGUUGGUUUUUUUGUUAGCUGGCUAUUCUUAUCUUGUUGUUCUUCCGCGAAAGCGAAAGAGACCAGCGAAAAUGGAUUGUUGUGGUUUUAUUUGGUUUUUGGAUGGAUGUACGGGGAUCUCUUCCAAUGAAGGAAGGAGCGGCAUUUGUAAAUACCACUUCUUGCACUGUAUAAAAAGCAUUCAUUGAUAUGAAAUACUGGUUGGGAAAGGGGUAAUAGAUUUGGUGUGGUUCAUUGAGCGCACUUUUGAAGCACCAUUACCAGACAUGCGGAAAGGUUGUCUGUCAUGAAGCCAUGCUACCUAUAUCUACAAAGUAGGUAGGGA